Molecule: messenger RNA, 2237 nt
Organism: Poecilia latipinna (sailfin molly)
Lineage: Eukaryota; Metazoa; Chordata; Actinopteri; Cyprinodontiformes; Poeciliidae
Product: protein FAM102B
Exons: 12
Coding region: 206-1342 (378 amino acids)
Source: RefSeq, a predicted model, not a curated record
CUUCUUUUACUGCGCAAACAUAUUACAGACACACCCAUGUAACGACCAGAAAAUACCGCUGUUACAUGCUUCCUACUUUACAGCUUCACCGUCACCGUCCUCCCACAACAACACUCCGGUGAACCAGAAGAAGAGCACACAAUGGGGCUGUAAUGUCAGCGACGCCUGGGAUCGGAGCAUCUCCUCGCAACCGCCGAGACUGUGUAUGGAUUUAAUGAUGAUGAAGAAGAAGAAAUUCAAGUUCAGGGUGGAUUUUGAGCUGGACGAGCUGUCGUCGGUCCCCAUCGUAAACGGUGUCCUCUUCUGUAAAGUCAGGCUGCUGGAUGGCGGCUUCUCCGAGGAAUCUUCACGGGAGCCGGUGCAGGCCAACUGCGUCCGAUGGAGGAAGCGCUUCUCUUUUCCGUGCAAGAUGAGCGCCAGCGCAGGAACCGGCGUGCUGGACCCCUGCAUGUGUCGCGUCUCGGUCAGAAAGGAGCUCAAGGGUGGAAAAGCUUACGCAAAGCUCGGUUUUGCAGAUCUGAAUUUAGCAGAGUUUGCCGGCUCAGGAAACACAACUCGGAGGUGUCUGCUGGAAGGCUAUGAUACCAAAAAUACCCGGCAGGAUAACUCCAUUCUCAAGGUUAUCAUCGGUACGCAGCUCAUGUCAGGGGAUCCCUGUUUCAAAACGCCUCCAUCCACAGCCACGGUGAUUGGGAUCCAGAGUGAUGGAGAGAGCCUGCUGGAGGAAAGGAGGGGCGGAGACUCACAGAAAGGCUUUUCUGGUGAAAGCCGAGACGGAAAGUGUCCCGUCAUGUCAGACGAUCUGGGAGGCUGCGGCCACUCUCGGACCUCCAGCUACGCCAGCCAGCAGUCCAAACUCUCAGGCUACAGCACAGGUCACUCCCGCUCGUCCAGCAUGUCCGACUUCGGCCACCGGAGAAACCACUCCGUGGGCAGCGCGUCGACGGGAAUCGGAAGCAUCCCGGAGCCGAGCGAAGAGCGAGAGUCCAAACCCUGUCCGGCUCUGCCGGAGCAUCCGGUUCCCACGGCAACCACGGGAAACCCACCGGGCACACCGGUGCGCAGUUCCUCGUCCUGCGAGCGACUGAACAGACAUCCAAUAAAACAGGACUCCAUGGAGUCUCAGCUGAAGAGAAUGGAUGACACUCGGGUGGACGCUGAUGAUGUUGUGGAAAAGAUUUUACAAAGUCAAGAUUUCACACCGAGCUUACUGGACUCCAGUGCUGAAGAGGAAGGCUUGCGUCUGUUUGUUGGGCCGGGAGGAAGCACAGCCCUGGGAAGCCAUCAUCUGCCCACCAGGGUUGGCGCCGGAGCGUACGAACAGGUGGUGAUCAAGCGUUAGAUGAUGGGAUGACCCUGAUCACACUUUAAACAAAUGGUUUGGGUUUGUUUCUCAGUUCCCACAGCAAACACAACACCCCUUGUUAUCAGCACUGUGUCAUGCCUAAUCACUGAUUUCUGUCAUAACCAUAGCGCCCCCUUGUGUUCAUUUAAGCCACUGUAAUUCCCCAGAUACAUUCAGGAGAAAGAAGUGGUAAGAUAUCAUCUCAGAUAAAUGGAGAACUUAAAUAGUUGCUUAUCAAAUCACUCCAGGAAACUGAUAUAUCAUAUUUCAGUUGAAUGUUUUCACUCAGUUUGGGUGUUAGCAGAUCUACAUGUUUAUGCAUUUUUUUAUUACGUCAAUGAGGAGAUUAAUUUCUCUUUGAGCACCUUUAAAGUGAAACGUGUUUUCGAUACAUUCCUUUAGUCUGCUUGCUUUGGAUGAUAGGACUUUAUCUGGAAGAUUUGCCUGCAAGCAGCUGAAGAGCUGCACUGACAACUGUGUUUUCAAGGUGAAAAUAUUUUACUACAGAAACAUAAGAAGUAAGCUAUUUUAUGUGUGAAUGCAGACAAUGAGCGGGUGACGAUGUGUGAGACUCCUGUGUUGAAUGAAUGAAGGGAUUUUAUGUAAUUCAGUGUUGAGACUGUCAAAGACAAAAGAGCAAAACUUGAUUUGUUUACCAAAACUGCAUUUUUUAACUAGAUUUUUAGCCAUUAUUUUUUCCUCCUAAUCCAUCCAGAAAUUGAACAACCAAAUUUAUUUUAAAUUUAGCAACUUAUUAAUAAAAAUGUUCCCACUUUGCAUAAUUAAAUGAAACUGUAGGUAAAAAUAUGAGGAUUAAUAGCUUGAAUUAAUGUGCAUUUUUGCUUAAAAGCUGUGCUUCAUCGAUCCACAAUGACCUGCAGGUCAGGGAAAU